AGAGCGAGAAAACUCCUUUGAGCUCCGCUUCUGUGGGGACGUGGCCACAGCCGCAUCCAGUCGAGGCACCGAGCGCAGCACCACGGCGGCGUGAGGUUAUCCAACCACCGGAGGAGAUCGCCCGGCGGCGGCGCUAUUCGACCCGGCUCGAGAGCCACCGCGCUUGGCUGAUCCGGCGAUGGCGGCCCCAAACCGGCGCUCCCGGCCGGACUCGCACGGCGGCGUCCUGCCCCUGCCCGCCGACGUGCUGUGCGAGGUCCUGCUGCGCGUCCCGGCCAAGGACCUCUGCCGCCUCCGCGCCGUCUGCCGGCCGUGGCAAAACACCUUGCUGACAGAGGUUGCAAACUUUCAUUACUGGGAACAAUAUUCUCCUCAGGAUAUUCUCUAUACAGUACUUAUGGGAAACCAAGAGCGUGGAACAUGCCAGCAAUUCAGGCUUGGUUGCAGUCUGUACUUGCAACCAAGGAUUUUAUCCAUUUGAUGUUCUCUUCUAUGUUCUUCACAUCUCAAUUGCACUUAAAGAUUGUUGCACUACCUGUGCUUUGCUGGGCACUUGAUCAUGUUGCCAGAUUCCUAAGUCGUAAUUUCAACCGAUCCUCUUUCUAUUGGAGAUACUUGGAACAACCUUGUCUUUGGGUAGAGACAAACAAUACUAAACUGAGUCUCCUUAGUUCCAAUGCUGAAAUCGCCUUGGAUUUUCUUCUGAUCAUAUCAUUGUUCUUGUGGCGUCGUAGCAUAAUUCAGACAUUCAUGUAUUUCCAGGUGUUGAAGCUGAUGUACCAUGCUCCUGUGACAUCCAGCUAUCACCAGAGUGCCUGGACGAAAAUUGGGAGCUCUGUGAAUCCAUACAUCCACCGCUAUGCCCCGUUCCUCCAGACACCCAUUUCUGCGAUCCAGAGAUGGUGGUUCAGGUAGAGAUAUGCGGGAAAAUUAUAUGCUGCUAUGCGGGGAAAUUUUAUGCUGCUAAAUCGUUGAGCCACUCCGGUGGUUUGAGACAGACAGACAGACAAAUGUAGCAUGGCGUUGUGUUCCAGUGUAACGCAGCAGUGCACCCUUUGCAAUGUGGAUUUGCGGGAUGACUGAUAUCCCAAAUUCUGGAGGGUACUUAUGGUAACAAGAAGAGCGUUGUAUGCCUGUAAACUCUUACAGGUGGUGCAGGGGUGGCAAUGUGUGAUGGAUACAAUCUCUUCAUGAUUACAUCCCGCAUUCCCGCGCCUUUGCGUUAUCCAUGGGCGAACUUGCUUAUUA
Molecule: messenger RNA, 1248 nt
Organism: Setaria italica (foxtail millet)
Lineage: Eukaryota; Viridiplantae; Streptophyta; Magnoliopsida; Poales; Poaceae
Exons: 7
Coding region: 421-915 (164 amino acids)
Biological process (GO): membrane organization; endoplasmic reticulum tubular network organization
Cellular component (GO): membrane; endoplasmic reticulum
Source: RefSeq, a predicted model, not a curated record